This is a messenger RNA of Gamsiella multidivaricata, 2180 nucleotides long. RefSeq lists its product as uncharacterized. The transcript has 3 exons. Bases 175 to 2070 code for a protein of 631 amino acids. NCBI's taxonomy places the organism in Eukaryota, Fungi, Mortierellomycota, Mortierellomycetes, Mortierellales, Mortierellaceae. The record is from RefSeq and is a predicted model, not a curated record.
CCAUUUUCUGCACUUUAUUGGUCUUGGACUCUUUCGCAUAUAUACCAAACAGCAGUAUCUCCGCCUCUUCUUCUUUUCCUUCUUCUCCAACCCUCUUUCCCCCUCUCCUUCCUUCUGCAUCUCCCCUUCAUUCCGCAUUCUCAUUCCUCCUCUCCUGAUUCAUCUGAUUUAACCAUGGCGGAAGAGAAAAAGAAAUCCCCCUUCGGAAAGGCCUUUGCGCGUACCUUCAGUCGCAAAACAUCGUCUUCCUCUCCUGCAGCGGCCACUCCGGCCCCAGUCGCUGCUGCCACCGUUGCCGCCCCUGCACCAACAAAGCCUGUCGAGACUAAGGAAGCCCUCGCGCCAGCCACGCCUCCAGCCAGUACCGCCAACCCUGUCUCGCCUAUCUCGAUCCCAAAUCCUGACAUGGCGACUGUCUCCCCUCCAGACUCUACCAGCGUCUCGCAUGUUGCCUCCCCAACUCAGCAUACCCAGGACGGCUCGCCAUUGUCGCCCAUUAGCCACUCGGCUCACCCUCGCGAAGGAACCGCACUCUCCAACUCAAGCACCAUGAGCCGUCGCGGUCUCUCUGGCGAGAACGGUGAGGGCCUUAACCCUGCGGAUAUUCUGCUGAACCGUCUCACAGCCUUCAGAGGAGUUGUCAAGAACUUGCAAAAGUACUUUACAGAGGUCGCCGAGGUCGAGACUAGCGUUAGCAAGGCCAUGAACAAGGUGUCGGGCGUGAUUGUGGUUCCCUUCAAGGAUGGACAGCAGUUCCUGGAUAAAGGAGGUCUUCAGGACGUGUGUAUAGGCAUUAGAGACUCUGCAAAGACCAGGAGUGAGCAGCAUGCUAGUGCCGCUCGCUUUGUCGAGGAGAACAUCGCCAAGAAUUUGCGCCGAUUGAAGCAGGAUAUCAAGGGCAGGAUCAAGGCCCUGAAGGCCGAUUCGGGCCUGUACAGCAACAAGGUCUUCAAGGAGCGCGAGGCAACUCAGGAGAAGAUUGCCAGUCUUGCGAAGGCCAUCGGCCUCUUUGACAUGUCUGGCCAGCACCAUCAGCAUGACAUGGAGAAGAUGCAGUCUGAUCCCUUUGUAAUUAACCUCGCACUGAAGCGCCAAUUGGCGAAGCAGGUCCACGAAGAGAAUUUGUUUGCUCGUGCACUGAAGCAAUGCCAGGACGAGAUCAAGACCUUCGAGGCCCACAUCAUCAAGGAGCUCAAGCAGAUUCUGGCAUCCUUUGCGGAAUACCAGCUCAACAACGCUACGAACGCCUUCAGUCAGUCAUGGGCUCCCACGCAGUUGGCUUUGAAUGUCCUCCAGGAGGAUAGCGAGUGGAACAACUUUUCAGAACUCCAUGGCCACCGCCUCUUUCCCUCAGACCUCGUCGACGCCAACCCGAACGACCUUGACUACCCCUGCAAGACAAGCAUCUAUGUCGUGCCUGUCAAGACCGCUCAUCUUAGCCGGCAGUCCUCGGUACUCAAGAGCUGGAAGGACGGAUACUUCGUCCUCACCCUCGCUGGAUGGCUCCACGUCUUCGGCACUGCUGACCAUGAAAAAGAUCCUGUCCCGGAUUAUUCGAUCUAUCUCCCCACAUCCACCCUUGGACCUCACUCAGAACCCAGCCAGAAGCAGCACGUCUUUUCGCUGGAGGGCAAGGGCAAGGGUGGACUCUUACACAGGGAUGCUCAGACUCUCACUCUUCGCGCCAAUUCGAGAGAGGAGAUGUUGGAGUGGUGGAGCGAGAUCUCUAAGCGCGCUCAGUCCUCCACAUUCAUCCAACCUGGCGACGGUAAUCUGCAGGCUAUCUCGCGCUCUGGAUCCGUCGUACACCCCAAGACGCCAGAGCAUCUCCAAGAUCCUUCCCCACCAUAUGUUGCUCAGGAACAUCAUGACGAAAAGGCCGUUGCCGCUAUCCCUGCUCCUGUUGCUGCUUCUGCUCCUGUUGCUGCUUCUGCUCCUGUUGCUGCUCUUGCUCCUGUUGCUGCUCCUGCUCCUGUUGCUGCUCCUGCUCCAGAGCCAAAUGCUGCACCCACCCCUGCUGCACCUGCUGCCACUUCAGUGCCGGCUCCUACCGCUAUUCCCGCUCAAUAGACUGGAAUCCCACAACUUGACGCCUAUACAUUGUAUCUAAUUAAUACCAACAUCUAAUAAAUGCAUCGCGCUGCUUCGCCCACAAGUAAGAGAAGGGAAUAUUGAGCGUG